Molecule: messenger RNA, 3867 nt
Organism: Mercenaria mercenaria
Lineage: Eukaryota; Metazoa; Mollusca; Bivalvia; Venerida; Veneridae
Exons: 3
Coding region: 276-2189 (637 amino acids)
Source: RefSeq, a predicted model, not a curated record
GAGGAAUGCACAAAACAUGUAAAUAGAUCAAGACUUGCUUACUAUUUUUUUACGUUCGUCUAAUCAUUCAUGAUAUUUCGUAAAAUAUAUUCUACCCAUCGCACAAGAAGGAAGUAAAAAUACGAAGGACUUCAUUCAGAUGUGUAAUGUAGAUCUUUCGGCGAGAUCUGACAAUUACCGAAGUGCAGUUCUCUAGAAGCCCUUUUCUUUUGUCACUUGUACAUCUACAUUACUACAGGGUUAAGUGGCAAUCCUAUCGGAAAGAAGCAACAAAAAUGUCAGUAGAUAGUGCCAUCAUACCAAUGUGUGAUAUACAUCACGAAGAUGUAGCUCAAGCUCUCUGCCAUUAUCACAAGAAAUUACUUUGUCUAAGUUGUGUCUUGGAAAAGGCGAAAUCUCCGGAGUGUUCGUUUACGGAACUCCGAAAAAUUUCAGGAGACAAAGACACCCUAAUGGUAGAAUGCCUAUCAGUGAAACAAAUGACUGCCAAGAAGAAACGACUAUUAGACGAUCACGAGCAAAAGACCAGCACACUGAAAGAUAAAUUGGAAAAAAAUGUAAUUGAAUUGCAUGAUGAACUAACAACGCGCCUCGUCGGCAUGAAAGAUAAGUGUUUGAUGACAAUUGAUAAAAGCGCCAAAACUGUCACAGCAGGAAAUGAACAGAUCAAGCAGCAACUUGUUACACUUGAAACAGCAAUCAAUGACACUAUUGACAAGUUGUCAGCUGAAUCAAUUGAAGAUGUCGUUGACAUUCAAACUAAAUUAAAAGAAGUGAAAACGGAAGUAAUGGAAAACAUUCCAGAUAAAGACACGGUACCGGAAGGAGAUUUUAAACCUAAUGACCAUCUAAGAGAAAUAAUUAUGAAAUCAGGAGCUUCUCUCGGACACGCAUAUCUGAUAGAUCAAGAACGUUAUGCAAAAGUAGGCGAAGUAACUGAUGGUGCACGUGAUCGGACUUCAAAGCCAUGGUAUGCUUCAUCAGAUGAAAUAGUCUAUGGAACUGAAAAGGGAAAGCUAGAUUCUGCCAAAGCAGAUGUUAACACUAAACAAACUGGGUCUUUGAUAGAAGCGUCUGAGAAACAGUCGUCAGAAAGAAGCAAAAGAGAGCAAAGCACAGAAAUAGAUGAUAAAUCACAGACAUCACCUGGUGGAAAGUCAGGUAAAACGCGGGGAGGAAUAUUUAAAUGGUUUUCUUUUGAUAAAAGGAAAUCUGAUCUAUCGGAAGGGAAGGCCAAGGGAAUAGGUACUGAUACAAAAGAACAUCAACGGAUUAGCACACUUCCAAAGAAAAGAACUUCUUCUGGACCAGACAAUACGGAUUCAGAAAAUAUAUAUCAGGACAGUACUUUUUAUAGGCCAAGUUACAUGUCACCAAAAUAUCUGAUAAACAAAACAGUGAUGGCAUCAGAUAUGAGGCAACAGUUUCCUUCUGCAUGUAAGUUUUCGAAACUUGUUGAUCUCGGAGAUGGGUACAUAGGAAUGUUAUCAGAAAUUCAUAAUUCCUUGGUGCUUUUAGGAACAGAUGGACAUGUGUUUGGUAAGAAGACUUUCAAGGAAGGAAAACAUAAUAUUGCUGCCGUAGGAAAUCAAGAGAUUGCUGUAAUAGCCGAGCCCGGGCUUCAGGUCAGUAAAUUUAAAGUAAGCGGAAAGGGAUUUACAAUAGUUGCAAGUUUCAUAGUAAACGAAGAAAUAUCAAACAUUACUGGAUUCGAUUUCGAUAUUACUUCGUCAAAGUUUGCUGUAAGUUCAGUGGACAAAGUUAUUGUUCUUGACAAAAGUGGAAAGAAGUUAAAAGCUGUACCAUAUGGUACCACAAAAACACCAGAGACUAACGAAAUAGCGACAACAUAUGAUUUCAAGAAUGACUGUCUUUAUAUUUUGAACAUUAAAGAUAAAACUUUAAAAAUGUUUUCACUUGAAAAGUCGGAUGCUGUUUGGAAACGUAGGUUUGAAAGUCAUUCGGUCAUGCCGAGGAGCAUGUGUCACUACAAGGACAAACUUUGCAUUGCUUGUGGGGAUGCUGUAGCAAUUUUCUCAGCAAUAUCCGGUAAGCCUAUCGUAAAACAUGACACCAAUGAUCUUUUAGAUGACUGUCUUGGAAUAUGCGUCAUUGAUGAAGUACUUGUAUUGUCUUCAAAUUCAGACAACUUGGAGAAAUCUACAACACUCGCAUAUGUCAGCCUGUAAAACUACAUACUUGUACUCGGUCCAAGAGGAAAUGCAAAAUAUUUUAGGACUGAUGAAUCGGACACAUCUUUACUUAAAGUAGCAUAGUAAAAAUGUUCCAUUAUAGUAUCGGCCAUAACUGAUUAAAAAUUUGAUUUUUUUCUGUAUAUAGAUUUGUUCUUGUACUUAUAACUACAAUGCAUGUAGAAAUUAUUCCUUGCAUGUUUAACAGUUUUUCUUGACUGUAACUGUUGCUUAUAACUUCAAUAAUCACAGCAAAAUUUUAAUAUAGAGGAAGGAAUAUGAAUCAUAUAAUAUUCAGUUUUUGUCAAAGCAAGGUUAAAGAACGUACAGAAGUACAUACCUUCAUAAUUAUUAUUAUUUUUUUCCAACAAAAGUUUUGACGUCAAAGAUUGUUAUGUAAUACGAUUACAUUUGAAAAACGUUUAGAUAAAACAUAAUACUUAACAAAGCAUUUGAAAAUGCGUUCGUAUAUAUUUACCAAGAAUAUAAGCAGCAAUUUCGAUGGUCUGUUGCUAAGGUGAGGAAACGUGCAUCAUAUUAUAGUAUGAUUUUUAAUAUAUAAUUUAUUAUGUUAAUAUGUAUUAUAUAUAUAUUACUAUAAACAGUUACAAAACUGCGUAGGACAGAUUACAGUAACCCAGGCCAAAUAACUUAUUGGAAUUGGGAACUAUGACCGGUUCUUUACCAGUCGGGGAUGUAUGACGUCAUUUUAGUCUUAGUCAUCUCAAUGAACUAUUCGUUAACGUAAAUAUCUGUAUAAUUAUGAUAAACCUAUUUAAACAGUCGAGUAAUCAUAAUUGUGUCAAGAUAUAUAAUGAAUAGCUCAUAAAACAGCAAUGACGGUCCUUAGGCACGGUUGUCAACACCCCUAAAAACAAGGAUGAAUAUCCAACAGAGAAAGCCCCGUUCUAAAAAAAGCGCAGCCUCCCGAAACGCAAACUCAGUAGGCGGACGUGCACACGACACAAACAAAGCAAGCAAAUAAAGGAACACAGUGGGGCACCGCCUUGGAACGGUCAGUGGCAAAACCACCACUGGGGAGCUUAAACUGGUUUAUGGUGCACCUAACCUCACUCUUACCUCAAUCUAAUCCCCCCCCCCCUCCGAUGUUCCAAAGUCACAAGACCUAGAUUAUUACUCGGACAUUGUCCUCGUGCAAUUAUAGCUAAAGUCGAACUAAAAGGCACGUGAGGCUCUCCAUUGCCGUUUUAUACGUGUAUACAAGUACCUUUCAAAGAACAAUAUAAACAUGUACUGAAUGCGUUUGCAGAAGGAAGAGCCAUUUUAUAUGGUCAUAGCAUUUCAUUAUAUGCAACAGAGGUUUUCACUCGUUUGAUUAAGGUCACAGGUAAAAUGAUAUUUUAUGUAGCCUUUACCUUGCUAAAUAUCUAAAAUGGACAGGUUCAUCAUACAAUUUAGGCCGAACCGCUAAAUAUUCAAAGGGGUGUUCGCUGAAAAUAUAUUGACUGAAUAGAGAACAAUGGAGACCAUGAUCAACUUGCACGGAUGCACGGAUGUGCAGGCUGAUCUUAGUCUACACUAGUCGCAAAGGCAGAUUCACUUGCCGUCAGCAGACUAAAGGGUAGACAUGUUAUGUAAUUAUGCAAGGGUAUGUUGUAAUAACUUUUUGUGUGAGAUACUUGUUCUAUUUUCAAUAAAAGUGUAGAAAGUUGAA